AUGCCCGUAAACUCUAGGCCGAAAAAGAACCAGGGAGUCAAUAGAAGUAAAUAUUCACUGUCUCUUAAUAAGAAUAAUGCUGCAAAUCUGAACUGUGUAGUUCAGAAAACAGUUUCCCCUAUAACUAACGAUCAAAAAGAGAACAGGCCUGUUAAAAGACCUCUACAGAGUACCUAUCAAAAUACAUUGAAUGCUGCUAAAAAGUUGAAACCAUUAAGAGAAACAACAUUACAAGCAGGUUCAUUUGUGAAAGCCACCCUCGAAGUGCUAGAACCAAAGACAGGUAGUACUGCCAUGUUGAAUGGCCACCAUGCAUCAGAUAAUCAGUAUGGGGGCCCACAGUCAAAAACCCCUAUUGCUACACUCUCAAACAUGGGGAAUACUUGUUUUCUCAAUAGUGUCUUAUAUACAUUGCGAUAUGCCCCGCAGUUUGUUCACAACCUCCAUCAUUUAGUCUCAGAUUUGGGAAGGGUAGAACAAAAGCUUGGUAGCAUCAGGUUAAAAAGUUCUUCCCUGGGUAGAAGUGCAGCAGGAAUCGCUUCUUCGGGAACAAGGUCAUGGAGUAGCAAAGACUUACUUUCUUUGGGGCAGUCAGAUAAUAAUUCAGCAAAAAGUAAAAUUCAGGUGGUGACAGAGAAACUUCAUGAGACAUAUGUAAACCUUCGAGCGGGAGAAAGCAAAUGUAUCAACAGUGGCUCUAAUGAUUCUAGUCCAGAGGCCUUUGCACCUGAUGCUUUCUUAUCUGCUUUGAGAGAUGUUAACUCCACAUUUGAAGGUAACAGACAACAAGAUGCGCACGAGUUAUUAGUGUGUAUACUGGACAAUAUUCGUGAGACAUGUCGCGCUUUGAGUGCGCGAGCGUCGCGGCUUCAGUUACAGGAGAAUGGGGACAGCAAUGGCCUUGGUCGGGCCCAAAACAUUGAAGAUGGUGGAAAAACAUUAGGCAAUCUACGCAAGUCGUGGAAAAAACGCAAGGAUGUGAAAUUAAAUGAUAAACGGACUUCACCUACGGAGGAGCGGCCGCCUUCGCCCUCUGAUCCUGAGAGAGAUGAGAGGUCACAACCCGGGUGGGAUUUUGUCGCGGAAAGUUUUGAAGGUACCAUGGUAGUACGGACAAUGUGCCUGGAAUGUGAGACAGUGACGGAGAAGGCUCAGGCAGUGUGUGAGCUUUGUGUUCCAGUUGGUGAAGACGAUUCUGCCGAUGAGCCCUUCCGCGCCGCUUGUCUUUCCAGCGAAUAUUUACGCGAUCAGAAUAAGUACUGGUGCGAGCGUUGCCUUCGCUACAAUGAAGCCAGACGAAGUGUGGCCUACUCACGUCUUCCGAGACUCUUAGUUCUCCAGCUGAAGCGCUUUAGCGGUGGUAUGGAGAAGAUCACCCGGUAUGCCCCCACCCCGCUGUUGAUGCCGUGUUUUUGCGAGCCCUGCUCUAAACGACCGCAAGAAAAUUCUCCUACGCAUAGGUAUGUCCUAUGGGGGGUGAUAAUGCACUUUGGGCAAACAUUAACUGGUGGACACUAUGUCGCAUACACACGAGACAACUCCCAAGGAGAUCUCAAAUGUGACAGAGAGACUGAUAACACUACAACUAACACGGGAAGCAGCUUCAUGAGGACACUCUUUAGCAGACCCAGGAACCAACAAACUGGUUGUACGGCAAAAGAAUGCUGUGUCCCAAGACAGAGGCCGGAGAUUGGGUGGCUUUCCUGUGAUGAUGAUGUGGUGAAACCAAUCUCGAAUGAGGAGUUUGAAGAUCUGCUUUCGCCGGAACCCAAAACAGGGUCAGGGUCUACACCAUACCUUCUGUUCUAUGUGAAAAGUGAAGUGGGCUAG
Molecule: messenger RNA, 1830 nt
Organism: Pieris macdunnoughi
Lineage: Eukaryota; Metazoa; Arthropoda; Insecta; Lepidoptera; Pieridae
Source: the annotation of a GenBank genome assembly